This is a messenger RNA of Naumovozyma dairenensis CBS 421, 1830 nucleotides long. It is a transcript of the gene ARB1, whose product is annotated as ATP-binding cassette family ATPase ARB1. Lineage: Eukaryota; Fungi; Ascomycota; Saccharomycetes; Saccharomycetales; Saccharomycetaceae. Bases 1 to 1830 code for a protein of 609 amino acids. The record is from RefSeq and is a predicted model, not a curated record. The transcript has a single exon. Gene Ontology annotation, molecular function: ATP hydrolysis activity; ATP binding.
AUGCCUCCUGUAUCAUCAUCCAAAGCCAAGAGAGAAGCCAAGAAGGCCGAAAGAGACGCCAAGAAGGCAGCAGAAGGUAAAACCAUCCGUACCAGAACCAAGAAGAAUCAAUCUGAAUCUGUCGAUGAAGCUGAGGCUGCCGCAAAGGAAAUUGCUCAAUUGAAGUUACAACAAGAUAAAGAAGGUCUUUCUGAUCGUGUCACCACUGGUGUUCUUGCUUCUUUAGAAACUUCAAGAGAUAUUAAAUUGACCUCUGUAUCAUUAUUGUUCCAUGGUAAAGUCUUGAUUCAAGAUUCAAAUUUGGAAUUAAAUUAUGGGAGAAGAUAUGGGUUGUUAGGUGAAAAUGGGUGUGGUAAAUCUACCUUUUUAAAAGCAUUAGCUACGAGAGAGUAUCCAAUCCCAGAAAAUAUCGAUAUUUAUUUGUUAGAUGAACCUGCUGAACCAAGUGAAUAUUCUGCGUUAGAAUAUGUCGUUAGAGAAGCUCAACAUGAAUUGAAAAGAUUGGAAGAUUUGGUGGAAAAAUAUAUUAUUGAAGAAGGUCCAGAAUCUGAAUUAUUAGAACCUUUGUACGAGAGAAUGGAUUCUUUAGAUCCAGAUACUUUUGAAAGUAGAGCUGCUAUUAUUUUAAUCGGUUUAGGUUUCAAUUCAAAGACUAUUUUAAAGAAAACUAAAGAUAUGUCUGGUGGUUGGAAAAUGCGUGUCGCUUUAGCUAAAGCCCUUUUCGUUAAACCAACUUUAUUAUUGUUAGAUGACCCAACUGCGCAUUUGGAUUUGGAAGCUUGUGUUUGGUUAGAAGAAUAUUUGAAAAGAUUCGAUAGAACUUUGGUUUUAGUUUCUCAUUCUCAAGAUUUCUUAAACGGUGUUUGUACUAAUAUGCUCGAUAUGAGAAAUAAGCAAUUAAUGGCAUAUGGUGGUAAUUAUGAUUCUUACCAUAAGACCCGUUCUGAAAUGGAAACCAACCAAACCAAACAAUAUAAUAAACAACAAGAAGAAAUCGCUCAUAUUAAGAAAUUCAUUGCAUCAGCAGGUACUUAUGCUAACUUAGUCAAACAAGCUAAAUCUAGACAAAAGAUUUUAGAUAAGAUGGAAGCUGAUGGGUUGAUUCAACCUGUUCAACAAGAUAAAGUCUUUUCUUUCAGAUUCCCACCUGUUGAAAGAUUACCACCACCUGUCUUGGCCUUCGAUAGUAUUUCAUUUUCAUACGAUGGUAAUCCAGAACAUAAUUUGUAUGAAAACUUAGAUUUCGGUGUCGAUAUGGAUUCCAGAAUCGCAUUAGUUGGUCCAAAUGGUGUUGGUAAAUCUACUUUAUUGAAAAUUAUGACUGGUGAAUUAAUGCCACAAUCUGGUAGAGUCUCAAGACAUACACAUGUUAAAUUAGGUGUUUACUCACAACAUUCUCAAGAUCAAUUAGAUUUAACUAAAUCCGCUUUGGAAUUCGUUCGUGACAAAUAUCCAAAUAUUUCACAAGAUUUCCAAUAUUGGAGAGGUCAAUUAGGUCGUUAUGGGUUAACUGGGGAAGGUCAAACUGUUCAAAUGGGUACAUUAUCUGAAGGUCAACGUUCGCGUGUUGUUUUCGCUUUGUUAGCAUUAGAACAACCAAAUGUCUUAUUGUUAGAUGAACCUACUAAUGGUCUUGAUAUUCCAACUAUUGAUUCAUUGGCUGAAGCUAUUAAUGAAUUUAACGGUGGUGUUGUUGUGGUUUCUCACGAUUUCAGAUUAUUAGAUAAGAUUGCCAAGGAUAUUUUCGUCGUUGAAAAUAGAACCGCCACAAGAUGGGAUGGUUCAAUCUUGCAAUACAAGAAUAAAUUGGCCAAGAAUGUUGUCUUAUAA